Messenger RNA from Culicoides brevitarsis, 6955 nucleotides. RefSeq lists its product as uncharacterized. The transcript is spliced from 14 exons. Bases 1173 to 6401 code for a protein of 1742 amino acids. The record is from RefSeq and is a predicted model, not a curated record. Lineage: Eukaryota; Metazoa; Arthropoda; Insecta; Diptera; Ceratopogonidae. Gene Ontology annotation, cellular component: nucleus. Gene Ontology annotation, biological process: regulation of transcription by RNA polymerase II.
CACAAACAGUUCGCAUCAAAAACUCCAAAUUAUCCGUAAAUCCGUGCGAAAAAAACAGUGAAAAAUCACGAAAAUUCGUGGAAAAAUCAAGCAAAAAACGCAUCUCAAAGACAAACAAAGAACAAUUGUGAACUGUGAAAAAGAAAAGAGAAAAAAAAGUGAACACGAAAAGUGAUUUUAUUUGUAAUAAUAAUUUUUGUGUGAGUAUAGAGCCAAUGAAUGUACAAAAAAAAAACAUACGAAAUCGUAGAAAAAGGCAACGCGCUGGAUUUUUUAAAGAAAUUUCAAAAGUUAUAAUUACCGUGAACAACGUUGUAAUUAAUCAAAAAAUAAACUCGACAAACAAGAAAAAAAGUAGCGGAAAAGUGUAAACAGCAAAAAAAAAAUAUCUAAUGACAAAAAGAGAAUAAAUAAAUAAAAAUAUUAAAAGAGGUAAUAAAGUGUCAUGUUAAAAAAAACGCACAUUGCGAGAGAAAAAAAAUUGUAAUUGGCUUCAUUUUUGCUAAUUGAUUGCCUUAAAUAAUAUAAUUACAAAGUAUAAAUGUGACGACGAGUGGUCGAGAGAAUCGCCACGAUCAUUAUUCGCAUUACCUGUCGUCAUCGUCGUCGGAUGUCGAGCGUCGGACAGCGACAUAGCAAUCAAUUAGUGUGCUGUAUACUCCAACUAAAUGUGAUUUCGAAAAAGUGCUGUUUAAUUUAAUGUUUGGAUUCACGGCAAUUAUUAAGUGUGAGUUGUGCUAAUAUUAUUAUUAUAUUGCCCCGUACGCAAAUAGUACACGAAAUAACACAAAAAUUCAUAGUUUCGCGUACAUGUGAAUGUGGAAAAAGAAACAAAAUACGAACAACUCGAAUAAAUAUUCGAACGGCAGCAAACGAGGCAACAACAAUUAAAAUACACGCCGGACGACGACGAUACAAGCAGCAGUGAGCAGAAUCGGUGUCGAGUACAACCGAAUAUUAAGUGGAAUAUUAUUGAAGAGGUGUGUAAGAUUUAAGAUGGUGUUAUUGGCCUGUGGGCCAGGGCUUGGCCCAUCAGUAUCGUCAAGCGUUGUCAAGUGUGAAGCAGUUGCAAAGAAGGAAGUUGUUGUUGGUAGUUCACGCGCUCAAAAGACACAAAUUCGAUUGGGGUUCGAGGGUCCGCUGUGUGCGGUCGCCCCAAUUUUUCCGUCUGUAUGGAUUCAAUGAAACGCGGUGAGGCGAACAUCAGCCACCACCCAAAAAAGGUGGUUUCAAACAACGUAGUAACGGAUAGCAAUAAACUUAGUACUUCAAACAAUAACAAAGCGCCAGCAAAAACGCAACAACAAGAAUCGUCGAAAGCGACAACGGAACCCAAGCAAGAAACCAAUUUCGAGGAUUACGAUAACGAAUGGGACGUCGGCAUCGGUGACUUGAUCAUUGAUUUAGAUGCUGACAUCGAAAAGUCCACGCAACAAAGCAACAGUAGUGCCGGAAGUCUCGCAUUGUCAUCCGGUAACGUCGAAAAAACGACGCCCAACAAAAAUAAUAACAAUAAUUCGAAGAACGCGAUUAAAGCGAACAAGGAUCCCUUGGCAAUUCCAAAGGCACUCAUCGCCAAAAGUGUCACAAAGUUAGAGCAGGUCAAGCAAACAGCUGCAAAUAUUGCGGGAAAGGACCAAAAGAAAAUUAGUGGGCAAACGGGCACUGUAAGCACCCCAGUUGGCGCAACAGGAGCAUCCACAGCCGCUAAAACGUCGUCUUCAUCCAAAGUGAAUGACUCGAGUUCCUCGUCGUCGUCGAGCAACUCAAAACAUCAUCAUCACUCCUCAUCUUCUUCCUCAUCUUCAUCUUCGUCAUCAUCAUCUUCGUCGUCGUCGUCGUCGUCGCAUCAUCACAAAAGCAGCAGCAGCAACUCAAACAGCGGCGUCGCCACGAACGUUUCUUCUCUAAAGCCAGAGAAUUUAUCGUCUUCGUCGACAUCUACCUCCGCCGUAGAGAAAAUGUCUUCAGCAAGCAGCUCUGGCACGAAUAGUAAAUCAGCUGGAAAGUUAUCAGCUGCAACGACAGUCGUCGAUCAUCAAGCCACACUCGACAAAGGACUCAAAAUGAAAAUCAAACGAACGAAACCCGGCACAAAAACGAGCGAAGCCAAGCACGAGAUUGUCAAGGCGGAACAAAAUGGCGCCGCAAGCGGUCUAGACUCCGACACAAACAGCUCGAACAGCAACAACAGCGCCAGCGGCGGCAAGAAACACAAUACUUCGUUACCCGCCGCAGCAAAUGCGACACAAAUUGUCGUGCCCGGGACACCAACGACGCCAAAUUCGGCGAAUUCGACAUCGGCAACGACGCCGCAAUCCAAUAAACGAGGCAGCAGUAGCCAUCGACGUGAUAAACAAAAAGACAAGAAAGACAAAAGUGAUCAUAGCACGAGUUCGUCGUGCAGUUGCCCAGCGCCAUCUGUUGACGGGAAUGCCGCAGUAAAUGGCGUUGUGACGUGCUCGAGUUCAACGUGCAAGAAUCGUAAUGCAGAUUCGCUCAGUUUGCGACUUUCGGGCAAUUUGGGACUCAAUUCGAGUAACUCGAAUAACUUUCCGCUUGUUACGCCGAACUCAGGAUCCCUCAAGGAUAAAGUGCCCCCCUUAAUUAUUCAUUCAUCUUCACAGAUCUCUUCCGCGACGUCUCUCGCGCCAUCUGGCGCCUCCGCAUCAAACACAUCAACUUCCAACAGUAACACAAACUCAUCCAGCGCCAACAACAAAUCAAACACAAGUACACUCAUAUCCGCUUCCAACAAUGUCGUCAUGGGAAAUCGCGAAAAUGCAUUUAAUUCGAGUAGUAGCAAAAAUUUAGUUCAAUCAAAUUCGUUGUACGAUGAGAAAAGUUCGUCGGGCAGCAGUUCGGGACGUUGUUCGCCGCCGUUGAAGCGCAUCAAGUGCGAACCGAGCGAUAUGGUAGAUGCGUGUGUGGGCACGAGCGUUGGCACGAUCACGGAGCCCGAUUGCUUGGGACCUUGCGAACCGGGUACGUCAGUGACGUUGGAGGGAAUUGUUUGGCAUGAAACUGAAGGAGGAGUUCUCGUUGUAAAUGUGACAUGGAGAGGAAAAACUUAUGUAGGAACGUUACUUGAUUGUACGAGGCAUGAUUGGGCUCCUCCAAGAUUAUGUGAUUCACCAACCGAAGACUUGGAUUCGCGAACACCAAAAGGGCGCGAAACUCGUAGCUCGGUAAACAGCAAACUGCGAAACGGAGGAAACAACAAACGCGGAGGCCGUACCUCAACGACAGGCUCGGCAACAUCAACGACAAACAGCAGCAGCACGUCGUCGUCUGCGAAUUCGAAUAGCUCGAGCGGCACAUCGACGACAAACAGCUCAAAUACCUCGACUCCGUCACCGAAUACUGGUGCGUUUUUACCUCCGCGCCCCGAAAAGCGCAAAUCAAAAGAUGAAAGUCCUUCGCCGCUGAAUGGAAACGCAUCCGGCGGCAAUGGUUCCGCGGCGCAAGGACAAACAGCGACUUCAGGGGCGAUCACACAGAGCGUAGUUAACCCCGUGACGGGACAAAAUGUACAAAUUUCCACAAAAAAGUGUAAAACGGCGUCGCCGUGUGCCGUAUCGCCCGUCUUGCUCGAAUGCCCGGAACAGGAUUGCAGCAAGAAAUACAAGCACGCGAACGGCUUGCGUUACCAUCAAAGUCACGCGCACGGCAGUAUCUCAUCGAUGGAUGAGGAUUCGAGCCACAGCCAAUUACCCGAGUCACCGCAAAGACUGAAUCCGCCGUCGACGCCGUCAUCGCCGGGCUUGGAAAAAACACAAAGUAACACCAAUAGCAGCAGCAGCAGCACGCAAAAUACUCCGAGCGCGACAAAUUUAUCGGCGCCCGAAACGCCAACGAAACCGCCUGAAACGCAACAAACGCCCGCGACAACGCCGUCUCCCAUGAGUGUCGAUGGUCCCGUUUCUGUCGUUGGAGGCAGCAUAACGACAGGCAUCGCCGGACAACCAACCAACAGUCUCCCGACGACCCCUUCAAGUGAUAACAAACCCUUAGGAAGCCCCUUGCGACCCGGAGAUCUCACACUAAAAGCCAAGUCAAGUAUCCUCCGAUAUCAUCACGGCGAAAUUCCGCAUGCGAUUGAGACAAUGGCAACCUCACAUCACGUCUCUGCCGGCAAUGGAGCUCUAAAUUUGAUCGAAAGACCGUUGUUACAUCAUCAGCAGCAACAACAACAAGUACCGUCGCAGCAACAACAACCCAUUCCGAUGAUGACACAUCACAACACGUCGUCGUCGUCGUCAACACUGAGUGCGUUAUCGGCAUCCCUCAAUGCCGCCCCCAUGCAAAUGCGCCCCUUAACGGGUCUUUUGGGACCAACUUCCGGACAAAUUGCUGCCAAUCAAGCGCAUAUUACGGACUUGAGUGUGCAGAAUCCGGCGCUUUUAAAGGGACCUAGCGGAUUUACGAAGCCAAAUAGUAAGAAAAAUCGCAAAUCUCCGGGUCCAAAUGACUUUGACAACUCCAUAAAUCGCGAUGAUGUACAAAGUCCCGCCUAUAGUGAUAUUUCCGAUGACUCGACGCCCCAAAUUGUGGAUGGAGAAGACAAAUCAAAAAACAUCGCAGCGACAUCCGACGUUCUCACGGGAAAAAAGUCAAAUGAGGGUCCGAAUGCUGUGACGGGAGCUGCGGGAAAUCCUCCGCUCGGGCCUUUAAGCAGUUACGGCAUGUAUCCCAUGUAUCCGAAUAUGCCGCCAUACUAUCCGCCAGGGCAUCCGGAUGCUGGCAAACCAAUUCCGAUACCGCAAUCGCCAUCGUCGGGCACAAAUCGCGAUCCAAAGGACAAUGCACCCCCUUUAGAUCUAAUUAACAAGCCUUUGCAACAACAAAAUAGUGAUAACAAUGGGAAUCUGCAACCGCUGAUGCAGCAGGCGAAGGAUUCGCUACAAUCUAACAUUCCGACAACGACGCAAGGAGCGCCGGGAGGACCGCCGCAGGGACCUCCGGGAAAAAUGCCGCAACAUUACUUUCCAUUAGGAUAUCCACUCUCGUACCCGUUCAACAUGGAUCCCGCUUACGGUCCAGUGCCAAUGAUGACAGAUGCGGAAAAAAUGCGAGCGAUGGCUGUCGCUGAAGCUGUCAACAUCAAAGAAGAACGCAACAAAGAGAGUUCUAGUCCAAAUGAUCAUCCAAAAUCAGGAACACAGCAAUCAUUGCAGGGAAAAAUCAUAAAAUCGGAGCCAUUAUCACUCAAAGACAUAAAGACUGAAGUUGGGCAUUCGGGUUCGCCGAUGCAUCCAAUGUAUCAACGGCAUAGUUUAGGACCUCCGUCACAUUUGGCGAGAGAAGAGGAAUUAAGACGAUUUUACCAAUAUUCGCCGAAUCAACGAAGAUCUAGUCAUCCCGGCGGACCUCCAGUUUCCAUGGGCGGCAAAGACGAUUCUCCCUCCGGAUCAAGUUCGCAAAUGGGACCCAUGACGCCAUCCGGAUCGGGUCCUCCGACACCAACGGGCGCUCAAAGUCUUCAAUCGAUGCAACAAGCGUCAAAAAACCUCAAGUCAUCGAUGCUGAGUCAAUCGCCGCAGCAACAAAAGCCUUCAAAUUUAAGCAGUAAAGAUUCCUCGUCGUCGAGCGAUCGCAAAUCAACGGGCUCCGAUGACAAAGACAUGCCUAAAAUAAAGCAAGAGGGACAAAAACCAACAAUGGAAACGCAGGGACCUCCGCCUCCGCCAACCUCGCAAUUCUAUUUACAUCCAUCGUUUGCGACUCCUUACCCUUUUGAGCCUGCAAUGUACCGCAAUAUGUUGGUGUCAGCACCAUUUAACGCGCCAGCAUAUCAUUUACCGCCGAUGGCUCGCAUCCCGCCUCCCGAAGACUUGUCUCGUGGUCCAAACACGAAAGCACUUGACUUGUUGCAGCAUCACGCAACGCAAUAUUACAACUCGCACAAAAUUCACGAGUUGUCGGAACACGGCAUGGAUCGUUCUCUCAAAUCGCCAACGAGCAAUGUGAAAGUUAGUGUCUCGAGUCCCAGCUUAACGGGCCCGCAAAGCGGAAAUUCCUCAAAUAACGCAAACGAACGCCCGAUUCCGCCAUCGCCAAAUCAUCCGCCGGGUCCUUCGCCGGGCCCCCCGGGCAGCAUGAAUCGCAACGAGACCCAAUCGCAGCCAAAAAACUUGGAAAAAACCCACAAUGAAGCGAGCGGUGUGGGUAACAAAGGCAAUAUUGCAUCCAACGAUGGUCCCGGAGGCACAGGCGAUCUCAAAGAUAGUGGCGGAAGAAGUCCUCCGCCUCAACGACACGUUCACACGCACCAUCAUACGCACGUCGGGCUCGGAUAUCCCAUGUAUCCUGCUCCGUAUGGCGCAGCUGCCGUUCUUGCGAGUCAACAGGCUGCUGCAGUCGCCGUUAUUAAUCCGUACCCGCCGCCGCCAUCGAAAUAAGUAAAAACGGAAAAGCUUCGCGAAUUCCGCAAACCUCAAUUCACGGAAAUCCACGACAAACAUUGAAAAAUGUCGCAAAAAGUGAUAAAAAAAAAAAAGAAAAAAUGCCAGAAACGAUCAAAAAUCAGAAAUUUGAUCAAAAAAAAUACCUUUCACACAGAGAAAAGACUUAAAAAUGUAAGUUAGGCAAGAAAUCUACUACUUCGGAAAGGAGCUCUUCCAUGUCUGUCUCUCAAAAACUCACAAAAAAAACGCAGGAAGAACAAAAAAAAAUUGUAAAUUUUAAACUUGUUAAUAUUUACGCCAUUUUUAAACCUUUUUUUAAAUUUAAUUUAAAAAAAAAAUUAAUAAAAAUAAUUUCUAAACAAAUUAACAAUAAAUAAGAGAUAAGGAAUUAACUAGUUUUUGUACAUGUUACUUAGAGAUAAAAUUAAAAAUUAAGAUAAAAACACGAGCAAGUUCACACAAACACACCAUUUGAUUGAUAAAAUAAUAAAAACUACUUAGAAACGUACCUUGACUAAAAAAAAAAUUUUUUUUUUUUGACAAAAAAU